AUGGAAAAUGUACGAGAUCCUGUAAGAGUUCAGUCAAAGUCAAAACCAACUCAGCAGCAGCAGCCGUCAAGCCAGACAUUUGAAUGCUAUAGGCAGAAACAACAGUCAAGUAGUGCAGACAUUCGUGAGGAUUUUCAAAAAUUCUCUGGUGUCGAAUUAUGGGUAGAGUCAAUAAAUGAAACAUUUGCAGAGAUCCGUAUUCCACCAAAUCAACGUCUCGAUUUUAUCCCAUCGUUAUUAACUAAAAAGGCCUUAACGUGGUUUUCUCGUAACGAAUCAAAGUUUGAAACGUAUGCUAGCCGAAACUCCAAGGACGAAACUACAAUCACAACAACAAUAAUUACGCCAACGACGCCGACCGGCACUCAGAAUCAGUCAGCAUCAUCAGUACGAAGAGAUUCUCAUGAAUUGAACAUUCAAAAAUUAAUCAGUGAUCAUGUCUUGAGAAAAUUAAACAGUUUUGGUGGCAAGAAUGAAAAUGUCAUUCUAUGGCUCGAGGGUUUUGAACUGCUUGUCAAAUCCCAAGGAUGGUCAGACGAUCUGAAAUUUAAAUAUGUACCAACACUCUUACAGGAUGAAGCAAUGAAAUGGUAUAAAAGAAAUUCAGCAACAAUCGGCUCAUGGUCUGAAUUUGAGAAGCAAAUCAAAGAAGAAUUCACAUCAAGAUUCAAAAACCGUAAAGCAUUUGAACGCCUGCUUUAUUACGAAGAAUCAAUGAAUCAAUUAAUCAAGGAUUAUUAUAAUGAAAUCAUGGAUGUUUGUAAAGAAUCUGAUCCACAAAUGUCAGAAACAAUCAAAUUACAAUAUGUGUUGACUAAAGUCAAGCGAACAUUGAAGCUGGAAGUCAGUAAACAGUUCCCAGAAACACCAGCGGCGUUCUUGAAUUAUGGAAAACAACUUGCAGAAUUGAUGAAAUUUAUGAAAGAUGAUCCAACAGCGGUUUGCGUUGCCUCUGCUCCUCAGCCAUCAACGAGCUCAAGAAUACAUGCAUCGAUAAAUCGGAACGAUCAUCGGUUGUAUGUUCCACAUCCGAGAAUAUUUGAGCAACAGCAAGAAUCAAAUGAAUUACAUCACUUGAAGGUCAAUCGCCCAGUAACACCACUACCAUCGUCUUCACAGACAUCCAGAAACAAUCCAAAUCAGUCAGGUAAUGCAGCUGCCAACUCACGAUCAAACCAAACACAACACAAUUUAUUCUAUUCGCGCACCGCAUAUUCUAUAUCCCGGCCACCACCACAUAAUUAUUCAGGAUGUCAUAGUUGUGGCUCGCUGGAUCAUUAUCAAAGAGCCUGUCCAAAGCGACAGGAUUUUCCGUAG
Molecule: messenger RNA, 1317 nt
Organism: Didymodactylos carnosus
Lineage: Eukaryota; Metazoa; Rotifera; Eurotatoria; Philodinida; Philodinidae
Source: the annotation of a GenBank genome assembly